GUAAGGCUGGAAGGUCAGUUCCGAAUGAAACGUUACGGAGAGUGGCCGUUCCUGCGUUACGUCUGUACAGUGGGUCAACGUUCGCGACACGGGGCAGUGUAUGAUGCCGCUUCUUCGUGAUACCCACAGGUUAUGCGUGCAGAUUAUGCUGCGAUGAAAAAUUGUUACAAUAAAUAACCGGCUUUAGGGCGUGAAAGCAGUGUGAAAAAUAACGCCCAAUCAAGAACACGCGUUAGAGUGGUAUUGGUUUUUUUUGUUUUGAGUUGUUCUGUGCGAGAUCGUCAAAAGUGAAAUUAAAUUAACAUUGAGUGAAACAAUAUGAUCCUUCUGUCAAGCGAGAUAAUGUGUCAGCGGGGGAAAAGUAUGAGAAUUAUUAAAGUGAAUUGAACUCCCCACAGACAUGGUGGAAAGUGCGCUGUAAGUGUGGUGCAAGACGUCACAAAACGUGCGUUUGAUAUAACUGUCCGGUGCAAUCCUGGUUGAAAACGAUGGAAAUCCGGUACCAUCUUUAAGCGAAACCAUGCGGAUAAGAGAAACGAUUUUGUGAUGACAUCGUUGCGCUGCUUCAAACAUCAAUGCAACAGUGUCGCACUCGCGACCAUUGUAUUACUGCUGACGAUGAUGAUUGAUGUACGAGAGCAGACGAUGCUGACGGAGCAUCCACCCACCACGGAGGAGGAUCUACACUAUUCUAAACAAAUCACCUCAAACAGUAGAAUCCAAUCUCCGACAAUGUCAUCGGUGCCACCGACAACGCCACCGUCCCUGCAAUCGAGCCCCAGCCCGCAGCCGACGUCAACCGCCUUUUGGUCGGAGAUGUCUUCGUCAUCAGCGACUCUGCCGGUGACACCGUUGCAUAUGGCGGCCGUGCCGUUGCCGUCAUCGUUGACGGUGUCGGCUGAAAGUCUAAUCCGAGAUGUGACAUCGGCAGUAACGGACGCGUCAACACAUUCGCUCCCGGAGGCGGUCGCCAUGCACGGAGCGGACCCGGGACCGAUGGUGACGACGCACACCGCCCCAUCCAGUGCACGGGCAAGCCCCAGCGGCACACUGCUAGGCGGUGUCUCCAGCGAUUCAGCCUCAACGGCCGCACAGUACGGUGGCAGUAAUGCGUACAACAAAUACACGACCUUUCGACCAUUACUAAUACCUACAUUACCUGAUGUGCGGCGUAGUCGAAUUGUUCAUUCGAUGCCUUAUCAAAGCAAGCAUCAUCACGAGCGUCACUGGGGUCCUUUUUUCGAGGAACCGGUCAACGUGACUUCCGGGGCGGCCUUGCAGGUUGGAUAUCAUUUAUCAACGGAGGCUAUCCUCAACUGUAGGGUAGGCAUGCUUAAAGAUAAAACGGUGAUGUGGAUCCGACGAACCACCGAUAAGGUAUCGUUGCUCACCGUUGGCAAUAAUACGUACAGCGGGGACCCGAGGAUAAAGGUCAAAUUUCAAUAUCCCAACAAUUGGAGGCUACAUAUCAACCCGAUCAAAUCCGACGACGCCGGCCUGUACAUGUGCCAGGUGUCGACGCAUCCGCCACGGGUGUUCGCAACGAAUCUGACCGUCUUAGAGCCCGCUGUAAGAAUAGUGGACGAGAUGGGGUACGAGUUCUCCGAUCGGUACUAUAAACUAGGCAGCACCAUCGAGAUAUCGUGCCAAGUGUCGACGUCCUAUCUGGCUACCCUUCCACCCAGCCCCAAGUCGGCUGGCCAACAACAACGCUCGAAGACUUCCCCCGUCGGUGCACCGGCAAACACGUUGGACGAGACGGCGAAAACAGGCUCCAAAGCCACUAAAGACGAUAACAAACUGUCCGACUCGACGGAAAGAGGGUUGAUUAGCUGGACCAAGGAUGGCGCCGAGCUGCCGAAGGAUGUCAAGAUGAGUUUUAGUGGCACCAAGCAGUGGCUCAUCAGCCGGAUAUCGAUUCUGCAGGCAAAUCGUGUCCACAAUGGCGUCUACAACUGCACCGUCGCCGGCAAGCAGAGCCAGGCGGCCCAGGUUCAGGUCCUGAACGGUGAAACUCCGGCCGCUGUGCAGCAUAAUUUUGGCCAUCGCAAAGAGGCGACCGGGCUGGUCGGUCUUCACUGCACGGUAGUGGCAAUAAUCUGGUGCACUUUGCAGAAUUUGGGCCCGUUGCAUGUGUACUGUUAAUCGUGCUCUCGCUACUCAACAGUCGUGGUUUUACUCCGGGGCAGGUAUUCGACAUACCAAAGGGAAAAGAUACAGACUACAUAGCAACCAACAUAACUCACACCACAGUUAAUUCUGGUUAACAGAACCGGUGUGUGUGCGUGUGUGUUUG
Anopheles coluzzii is the source of this 2296-nucleotide messenger RNA. RefSeq lists its product as uncharacterized. The transcript is spliced from 8 exons. Gene Ontology annotation, biological process: synapse organization. Gene Ontology annotation, cellular component: neuron projection membrane. The record is from RefSeq and is a predicted model, not a curated record. NCBI's taxonomy places the organism in Eukaryota, Metazoa, Arthropoda, Insecta, Diptera, Culicidae. The coding region runs from base 547 to 2145 and encodes 532 amino acids.